AUGGAAAGCUUAGAGCUCACAGAAGUAGAGUUAAAAGGCAGAGAUGAGCUAUUGUUCAGGCUGCCAUUAGAUGUGAAGCCACUGCAAUAUGACUUAAGAUAUGUACCAAAGAUUUAAGAGAAGAUGUUUUAUAAUGAGCUGACUAUUAAGAUAUUUAUCAGUAGCAAGAAAGAUAUUGAUGAAGUCAAUUUGCACAUGAAAGAUCUUCAAGUUAAUUCACUCCAAAUAAUAAAGAUAGUAGACGGAAGUGAAAAGAUCUAUGAAACUUCGUUGACAAAGAAUGAAAACUAUAUAUAAGAUACAUUUUCUAUCAAAUUCCUGGAUUAAGAGAUUAAGUUUGAAGCGAGGUCUGAAUACUUUUUAAGAUUUUAAUACCAGGGAAAGAUCAAGACUCAUGAAAUGACAGGUAUAAAUUUCUUUUCAUUAAACCUUACUAUAGGAGUAUUCAUGCUGUGCGAUCCUAAAUUGCUUGAUAACAAAGAAAAGUAAAUGUUUGAUUAUGGAGAUGAGCUUCUUCUGUAAAACAAUGAGGUCUUGGAAUAAAUAUAGAUUUGCACACACUUUGAAGAUAAAUUUGCUAGGUAGAUGCUGCCCUGCUUUGAUGAGCCUUUAUUUAAAUCAGUGUUUAAUGUCAUAGUUGAGAUUGAGUAUGAAAAUCAUGACGUGAUAUCUAAUUCCCUCGUUAAAGAGAUCACCAAGACUGAAAACAAAAAAGUCUACACUUUUGAUUCAACUCCUCUAAUGUCUACUUAUCUACUCUGUAUCGUAAUAGGCAAAUUUGACAAAAAUACGUUGCAUUCAAAGUCUGGAGUACAAGUAUCAACCUAUCUUCCUACGGGAGAAGGUGUGAAAUCUCUUGAUGCUCUCUAGCUUGCAGCUGAUAGUAUAGAUUUCCUUGAAGAUUAUUUCCAAGUCAAAUACCCUCUUACCAAAUUAGACCUAAUAGGUUAUUAUAAUCAUAUAGUAAGAGCAAUGGAAAACUGGGGUUGUGUUACAUUUAUUAAAAAAUUACUAAUCAAGGAAGAGGGAGAUGAAUUCGAUGAAUAUGAUUAUAAGAGAAAUUGCAAGACAAUAGCACAUGAAAUAUCUCACAUGUGGUUUGGAAACCUAGUUACAAUGGAAUGGUGGGAUGACAUCUGGCUGAAUGAAGGGUUUGCAAGAUACAUGGAACAUGUAAUCCUUGAUAAAAUAAGACCAGAACUUAAGAUUUGGCUCAUGUACAUAGAGAUAGUGUAUUCAGUAGCAUUAAGGAAAGACAAAUCGAUUGCUUUAACCCACCCAGUUCAAGUAAAGGUUAAGGGAGACUAGAGUCUAGAUGAUAUCUUUGAUACAAUCUCCUACGCAAAAGGCAGUGCGAUCGUUUUGAUGAUGUAGGCUGUGAUAUAAAAUGAAUAAGUAUUCUAAGAUUGCUUAAGAGCUUACAUGAAUAGAUUUAUGUGGAAAAAUGCUACUAGUCAAGACUUGUUUUAGGUAAUGGAGGAGGUAUCAGCAAUCCCUAUAAUGGAUAUUUUUACACAUUGGAUUCAAACUCCUUGCUUCCCAAUUUUGGUUAUUGACAGAAUUUCUGAGGACACUUAUACAUUUUGGCAAAAAUGCUAUGAUUCUAUGAAUUCAGUUGAAUAAUGGACUAUCCCUGUUAAGUUUGUUACUAGCAAAGGGCAGACAGGAUUCGUGAUGUUGGAUUAGAAAAUGUCUUAAGUAAAAAUUGAGGGACUUUAAGCUGAUGAAUACACUAAGUUUAAUCAUAACGCUCUUGGCUUCUUUAUUUGCUAUUAUGUGAAUCAAAGUGAAGUAGAUGGAUUGUAUUAUUCAGAUUUUAUGGGGGAUAUUGAUAGAAUGGUAUUCAAUUUGGAACUAAUGGUCUCAGGUAAAUAAGUUACACCAAGAGAUGAGGAAAAAGAAAAUGAUGAAGUAGAUGAUGCUUUGGAGAAUAAGGUUGAAUGA
Stylonychia lemnae is the source of this 1944-nucleotide messenger RNA. The record is from the annotation of a GenBank genome assembly. Lineage: Eukaryota; Ciliophora; Spirotrichea; Sporadotrichida; Oxytrichidae.